AUGACCAAAUCAUACAGCGAGAGCGGACUGAUGGGCGAGCCUCAGCCCCAAGGUCCCCCAAGCUGGACAGAUGAGUGUCUUAGUUCUCAGGAUGAGGAACAUGAGGCAGACAAGAAGGAGGACGAGCUCGAAGCCAUGAAUGCGGAGGAAGACUCUCUGAGAAACGGAGGAGAGGAAGAGGAUGAAGAUGAGGACCUGGAAGAGGAGGAGGAGGAAGAGGAGGAGGAUGAUCAAAAGCCCAAGAGACGGGGCCCUAAAAAGAAAAAGAUGACCAAGGCGCGCCUAGAGCGUUUUAAAUUAAGGCGCAUGAAGGCCAACGCCCGUGAACGCAACCGCAUGCACGGGCUGAACGCCGCGCUGGACAACCUGCGCAAGGUGGUACCCUGCUACUCCAAGACUCAGAAGCUGUCCAAGAUCGAGACACUGCGCUUGGCCAAAAACUACAUUUGGGCUCUGUCAGAGAUCCUGCGUUCAGGCAAAAGCCCUGACCUGGUCUCCUUCGUUCAAACGCUCUGCAAAGGCUUGUCCCAACCCACCACCAACCUGGUCGCUGGCUGCCUGCAACUCAACCCCCGGACUUUCCUGCCAGAACAGAACCCGGACAUGCCUCCGCAUCUGCCCACAGCCAGCGCUUCCUUCCCGGUUCACCCCUACUCCUACCAGUCCCCGGGGCUACCUAGCCCUCCCUAUGGCACCAUGGACAGCUCCCAUGUCUUCCACGUCAAGCCGCCGCCACAUGCCUACAGCGCAGCCCUGGAACCCUUCUUUGAAAGCCCCCUGACUGAUUGCACCAGUCCUUCCUUUGAUGGACCCCUCAGCCCGCCGCUCAGCAUCAAUGGCAACUUCUCUUUCAAACACGAACCAUCCGCCGAGUUUGAAAAAAAUUAUGCCUUUACCAUGCACUACCCUGCAGCGACCCUGGCAGGGCCCCAAAGCCACGGAUCAAUCUUCUCGGGUGCCGCUGCCCCUCGCUGCGAGAUCCCCAUAGACAAUAUUAUGUCUUUCGAUAGCCAUUCACAUCAUGAGCGAGUCAUGAGUGCCCAGCUCAAUGCCAUCUUUCACGAUUAG
Molecule: messenger RNA, 1068 nt
Organism: Cricetulus griseus (Chinese hamster)
Lineage: Eukaryota; Metazoa; Chordata; Mammalia; Rodentia; Cricetidae
Source: RefSeq, a predicted model, not a curated record